Molecule: messenger RNA, 2109 nt
Organism: Ustilago hordei
Lineage: Eukaryota; Fungi; Basidiomycota; Ustilaginomycetes; Ustilaginales; Ustilaginaceae
Exons: 4
Coding region: 1-2109 (702 amino acids)
Source: RefSeq, a predicted model, not a curated record
AUGUCUCAAUCAUCUUCCAUCUCCAUCGGUGCCAGCAUCAACACUGUUGCUGCAGUCAGUAGCAGCAUCAACCCCUUCACUGAAAGCCAAGUUCCUCUUGCCAUCAUCAAGAACCUUGCGAUGCACAGUGCCAAUGCUCUUUCAAACCCUGAUGAUGCUUUCCCAUCUCCAGUAGCUGAUGACCUCUCUCCUUCUGAUGCCAUCAACAGUGAUGAUGACUUCACUUUGCCGCUCCCUGCUGCCAACCAGACUGCUCUUGCUGCUCCAGUUGAUCUGAAGGUUGCCAACCAGCUUUGCAGCUUCCGCCUCCGCCUCCUCCAGCACCCUUCUCUUCUCCUCUGCACUCGCCCUGAGUGCACUCACCACCUGCCGCUCAUCCCAACCUAUGCCAAUGUGUCUCAGCACCUCAAGUCCCACCAUCAUCCGCUCACCAAGACUGGCAUCAAGCUGUUGGAGGAGACACUCCUUACUCUCGACCUUGUCAGCCCUGCUACUGUCAGCAUCAACACCAAUCUACUCCCCAUCAACCUCAUCAAGGAGCUUGAUACAUUUGAUGGCUACUGUUGCAGUAUCUGCGAGUAUGCUGUCAAGUCGAGCUCCUCUGCAUACAAGCACCAGCGCAGCAGCCAUGAUGGCAAGGCUUCUGUCAUCCACCCUGUUCUCAUUCAGCCCAUCUUCACCAGUGGUCCCUUCACCUGCUAUGUCCCAUGGCUCAAGCAGCUAGGCUGGCAGGAGUACUGGGCUGGCAAGCCAGUGGCAGCCAUUGGUUCCCUUGGCUGCAACCCUCACAAGUGGCCAGGUGCCCACCAGGACUUCCUUCACUGGCUGCUUGGCAUGACACAACAGUGUACACAGCAGUGGAUGGAGGCACUUCUUCAAUCUGGCUGCCAGGUGCAGCAAACCUUCCAUGCCUUUGAUGACACCCCUAGCCAUCCAUACUCCCUUGAUCAACCCACAGUCAUCAAGUGUGCUGACUGCUGGGCAAUGCUCAUCACCAUGCUGGCUCAUGUCAUGCUAGAUGGCAAGGUUCUUGGCUACUAUGGUGAUGAUGAUCAGGAUGCACACCUUGGCAUCAGUGAACAGCUUGCAGGGCUCUUUGAGGACCUUCAGGACCUCUUCCAUGAUCCCAAUCUGGAUGUUGAUGUCUCCAUGCAUCCUGAUGUGGUUUUGCAAGCAUUUAGUGGCAUCCAGUUGAUCAGUGUCUACCUCAUCACCCAAGAUCCUCCUGCCUAUGGUGAGCUGGAACGUCUUCCUCUGCUAUGCACCUUCCUCCACCUCUGCCUCUCUCCUGAUGGCACAUCCAAGCCGGUCAAUACAGCAACCUCGAUCCUGGUCAACUUGGAGUUUGCAUUCCGUGCAGUGAUGCAUCACCACCUUCUCCACCCAGAGCAUGGCACUCUCAUUGGCAAGCCAGUCCCAGAGAUCAACAAGGGGGUUCAAGCAGUUAUGAAGUGUUACCUGUUCAACAACAGCUACUCGGCAAGUGCUCAUCUGCAAUCCCUUCUCUGCUAUGGGACCAAGCUGGCUAAGGAUGAUGGCAGCAGCCUCUACUUCUGGUGGUCUGAGGAUAGGAAGCUGGUGACUUAUGGCACCAACACAAUCAAGAUCAGCUGCCUUCACACCCUUGUCCAAGGCACCUUGGACUGUGCCACCUCUCUGUUGGAGCAGCUGCUGCUGAAGGAUGGUGCCUUGUCUGAGCAUGUGGAUCUGUCUACAUACAAGGACCACUUCUGCAACAGGGAGCCAGGCUACAGCUUUGUUACUGCUACAAAGCAAGAUACUGGCACCUUUUGCCUCCGUCAGGCUCUCAAAGGCUUUCCUCAGCAUCAACCACUCCUUGAUACUUGCUCAGCAGAGCCAGAGUUUGACAUGGCUGCUGCCCAUGCCUACUUUGCCCUUCACAAUGAGUUCAACAAGCUCCUUGCUGUGCUCAUUGAGCUCACCAGUGGUCUGCCGGCAAGAGGCACAGAGCUGGUCAAGCUGCAGCACACCAACACAUUGGUCAGCCAGCGCAACCUCUUCCUAGCCCUAGCCCUAGCCGGUGUGUCUUGCUUGCGGGCAACGCACACUUGCGCUCCGCCAAAUUCGAAAUUCACGCGACUGCGUUGA